Molecule: messenger RNA, 1631 nt
Organism: Mytilus trossulus (common blue mussel)
Lineage: Eukaryota; Metazoa; Mollusca; Bivalvia; Mytilida; Mytilidae
Exons: 10
Coding region: 114-1631 (505 amino acids)
Biological process (GO): GPI anchor biosynthetic process
Cellular component (GO): endoplasmic reticulum
Molecular function (GO): hydrolase activity
Source: RefSeq, a predicted model, not a curated record
AUUAGUUCACCUAGGGGAAAUAAUUUCUUUGAAAAAAAGAAAGAAAAAGUCAUUCCUCAACAAUUUCAGGUUUUACACACACAAUGGUUUGACAGAAUGUCCAGUUGGUUUAAAUGGCAAGGAAGAAUUUUGCCUGUGAAUGGACACCCAAAUCUAUCAUAUUGACGAUAAUAAUUGGUACUGUCUUGUUCAAUGAAUGUUUUAUAUACAUCAUACAGAGUUUUAGAUGGCCAGACAUAGGCUUAGAUGAUUACAGAAAUUAUGAAGAAGAGCAAGUUAUAUUACUGGUAUCUGAUCCACAGUUACAAGGGUACCAGAUGGAACCACGGUUUCCUGUAGGAGCAUUUUCUAGAUGGGACAUAGAUAGAUAUUUAACCAGAACUUUUGGCUUAGCCUAUCAUCAUGUAAAACCUGAUAUUAUAUUAUUCCUUGGUGAUUUGAUUGAUGAGGGCAGUACAGCUUCAGAUGACGAGUUUUAUUAUGCUUACCAAAGAUUUAAUGAUGUGUUCUCACCAGCUCAGUAUACUAAAAAGAUAUAUAUUCCCGGUGACAAUGAUAUAGGUGGCGAAGGCAGAGACUUCAGAACACAGAAAAAAGAGGAAAGAUUUGUUAAAAAUUUUGAAAAUAUGACUGGUGUGUCUACAUUUGGGUUCAUAGAUUACAUAAAGUUAGAUAUGCAGUUUCCUGAGCCAAGAUUUCUUGAGAAAAGAAUGCUUGCUACAUCAUUUGGAAACAAACUUGGUCCUGGUAUUCAUAUUUUCCUCACACACUACACUAUUUUACCAAGAGACAAACCUUUUGUUAUUUCUAAUCCAGAAGAUAUGGUGUGGGUUGUACGGCCAAGAAAAGCCUCCCCUGUCCAUGUUUUAGUCAGCCAUUUAUCUGUUCUACUCAGAGACAAAAUGAGAGUUAAUCCUAUCCUGCAACAAGUCCGUCCUCACCUGAUAUUCUCAGGACACUGGCAUAAGGCCACUGUAUUUCUGUGCAAUGAUUGUAUGAAAGAUGAUGACUCAUCAUGGAGUGUAAAACAGAGAAACAUAGAAGACAUGACAGGAUGGAUGGUUACAAAUCUGACAGAGAAACCAUUCUCCAUCACAGAAAUCAUGAUACCUACAUGUAGUUAUAGAAUGGGAGUGCCAAGUAUGGGAUAUGGUGUGGCUAUAAUUAUAAGUAGACACAGAAAUCAUGGUACCUACGCUCGUAUCUAUAAAGAUGUCUGUAUUAACAAUGCCAUUCCAAGCGCACAACGCCUAUUGAACUCUAAUUUGAGAAGUAUUGUCAACGCAAUUGGUAACGACAAGCUUGAGAUCAGAGGAUCAGUGGUAAGGGCUAGACACGAUAAAAGUACACGUGACACCUACACCAAUACACAAAGACGUGGAGACCGAGACGAUACGAUAGUCAAUAAUGUGAGUGGUAAUCGUGGCUAUUACAGACGAAAUGAUCGUGGGCGUGGAAACACUAGAGGUGGAAAUAGCCAUAACACGGAUCAAAGGUCAACCUAUAGAAAUGGACAAUCUACCAAUGAUAACCAUAAUCAGUCAGAAAGGAAUUUGAACGGUCGGGGACGAGGAAAUUACAGAGGUCAGAACGGAGGUCAUAAUCAGAAUAGCCGUGAUGGGCAUAAAUAG